AUGGAGGUGGAGACGGCGGCGAGAGCGGUCGCGGCGACGGAGAAAGCGGAGCGUUUGGCUGAAAAGGCGCGCGCGCGGGCGGCGCGCGCGGGCGCGAGCGCGGGCGCCAGAGAGGAACGCGCGCGUCAACGCGAGCGAGAGACGCGCGUCAUCGCGGGACGACGGCGCCAACGCGCGCACGCGAUGUCACUGCGACGACAAGCGAGGGAGAUCGAUCUGUUGAAGGCGUCGCGCGGUUGGAUCGAAUCGACGGAGGAGCUCGAGCGGCGCGUACAGCGCGCCGUGGAGCGCCCCGAGCGACUCUUCAAGUGA
Ostreococcus tauri is the source of this 312-nucleotide messenger RNA. Its product is annotated as unnamed product. NCBI's taxonomy places the organism in Eukaryota, Viridiplantae, Chlorophyta, Mamiellophyceae, Mamiellales, Bathycoccaceae. The record is from RefSeq and is a predicted model, not a curated record. Bases 1 to 312 code for a protein of 103 amino acids. The transcript has a single exon.